AUGCUGUCCCGUGCCUCCCUGGCGCGCUUGCACGCUGCUGGCUUCCCGGAGAUCCUGGACCGCAACCAGGAGCCAGUGGGAAUCUCGGAGCCGGCGGACCCAGCAAGUUUCAGCCUGCAGCUGGAGGAAACUGACCCUCUGCAAGGGAAUGAGAUAAUCCUGCAGUUCCUGGCUUUUAGCAGGGAUGCUCAGGGCAGUGUGGAGUGGACGUGGCCAAGGACCAUCUUCCUCACAUUCCAAUUCUACCGCUUCCCACCAGUCACCACACCACGGCUGCAGCUGGUCAACACAGAAGGGGGGCCAGCUGCUGGGCUGGCUGUGCCAGCACAGAUCCUUGUCCAGGUGAACAAGGAUGGGACCCCCAGCACUGGACUGCCGGGCUUGCAGCUGAAGUACAUGGUGGAUCCUGCUUUCCUGCGUGCCGGGGAACAGCGCUGGUUCCUGCGGUACCUGGCCGAGCACAGCCUCCAGAUUGACAUUUGGGAUGGAGACUCCCUGCUCCUCGUUGGGUCUUCUGCUGUUAAACUGGAGCCCCUCCUGCGCCAGGGGCAAGCAGCAGUCAGGACACACCAUGAGCUGGAGGUGGCCACGACUGAGUACGAGCCAGAUGCAACGGUGAUGGGCCAGGAGGCUCUACGGCAUGGUGCCCUGCGGCCCCUUGGCGUGCACGUGGUGGUGAGGGGCCGUCUCCACCUCUGCCUGGCCAGUGUUGGUCACCCGUGCGAGGACACCCCAGGCCAGCUGCCAUCCCCGCUGCUGUCCCGCUCCCGCAUCAUGCCCAUGCCAGAUGGUGCUGGCAACAUCCCAGCCGGCAAGUGCCGCCAGCG
Nestor notabilis (Kea) is the source of this 827-nucleotide messenger RNA. Its product is annotated as nephrocystin-4-like. The annotation marks the transcript as partial. Gene Ontology annotation, biological process: protein localization to ciliary transition zone; negative regulation of canonical Wnt signaling pathway. The transcript has 5 exons. Gene Ontology annotation, cellular component: non-motile cilium; ciliary basal body; cytoskeleton. Lineage: Eukaryota; Metazoa; Chordata; Aves; Psittaciformes; Psittacidae. The record is from RefSeq and is a predicted model, not a curated record.